UCUUCACUAGUCCUCAUAUACUUCUCGACUCAUGAACAUUCAUAGCUACAACCUUUGACUUCAGAUUUCACCAUAACUUCUGUGUAAGGUUGACUUUCUUUGUUUUUUCGAUUCUUCGCAUUUUGCAGAAUUGUACGUGCAUUUCUGCAUAAAAAGAUCACCAUGUUACUUAUAAGCUGCAGGCAGGUAACAUUUUGUAACAUUUGCUUUGUCUGUCUCUUCAUUUUCAUCAAUUUUCUGCCAAUUUUCUCUCGUCGAACUAAUUUCAAACCUCCUCUUUCGUUCGUUAUACCUCAAUUCAACUUCAAUACUGAAAACAUACUCUAUGAAGGUGAUGCCACACCUUCAUCAGGAAUGGUAGAACUCAACACAAUCUCUCAAUUGUUCCGCGUAGGGCGGUGUACUUAUUCACAACCUUUGCACUUAUGGGAGUCUGCUAGCGGGUCGGUAGCAGACUUCACUACUCAUUUCACUUUCAUGAUUGACACUCACAACAACAGCAGGUGGAGUGACGGAUUUGCCUUUUUCCUUGCUCCUGUUGGCUUUCAAAUUCCACCUAAUUCUGCUGGUGGCAAUCUAGGAUUGUUCAACAGCAGCACAAAUUUGUUGGCAUCGAAAAACCAAAUUGUAACGGUUGAGUUUGAUUCCUUCCCGAACGAGUGGGAUCCGACCGGGCCUCAUGUCGGGAUCAAUGUGAAUAAGAUCUCCUCAAUUGUGAGUACCAGUUGGGAUUUUAGCAGCAACGGAAGGAAGGUGGCUAAUGCAUGGAUAACUUACAAUGCUACCACAAACAACCUCAGCGUGUUUUGGACAUACAAGGAGAACCCUAAUCCUGCUUUUAUCGACAGUACUUUUUCUCUUUCACACUCUAUUGACUUAAGAGAGGUUCUCCCUGAAUGGGUUACAAUUGGUUUUUCAGCUGCUACAGGACGAGCCCCCGAGCAACAUGUCAUAUGUUCAUGGGAAUUCAAUUCGCAUCUGGAUUCUGAUAAGAUCAGUAAGAAAACCAAGGAUACGAGGAUGAAGAAAUUGUUAAUAGCAGCAACUGCUGGUAUUACUUUGUUAGUUUUGAUGCUUGGUGUGGGUUUGUGUAGGUUGGUUGUAACAAAGCGAAUGCGCAGGAUUGACGGGCUUGAGAGUUGCUCCAAGGAUGUGAUCACCUCCAUAAAUAAGGAUCUCGAGAAACGUGCUUUCCCUAGGCGAUUUGCUUAUAAGGAAUUGGUUGCAGCCACAAAUGGCUUUGCCAGCGAUGGAAGGCUAGGCCAAGGGGGGUCAGGACAUGUUUACAAAGGAAUGUUGCAAGAUCUAGGCUGCGCUAUUGCUGUCAAGAGAAUCUUCGCAAAAUCUGAUUACUAUGAGAAGAUAUUCAUCAACGAAGUCAAGAUUAUAAGCCGGUUAAUACACAGGAACCUGGUGCAGUUCAUUGGAUGGUGUCACGAAGAAGGCGAAUGCUUACUUGUUUAUGCAUACAUGCCUAACGGCAGCCUCGACACGCAUCUGUUUGGAUCUAAAACAACCCUGCAGUGGGAUUCUCGGUAUAAGAUAGCUUUAGGCUUGGCCUCGGCGCUUCAUUAUCUACACGAAGAUGCAGAGCAAUGCGUUCUUCAUAGGGAUAUCAAAUCGGCCAAUGUAUUGUUGAACAAAGACUUCGGAACUAAGCUUGGGGAUUUUGGGAUUGCUAAGCUUGUUGAUCCAUGUUCCCAGACUCAGACAACAGGAGCUGUAGGGACUUUUGGCUACAUUGCCCCGGAAUAUGCAAAUGGAGGGAAGGCCAGUAGGGAAUCUGACAUGUUUAGUUUCGGAGUUGUGGCGUUGGAAAUUGCUUGUGGAAGGAUGACUUACCAGGACGGGGAACUUCACGUGCCACUUGUUAGUUGGGUUUGGCAACUGUACCUUGCAGGAAAUGUUCUCUUUGCAGCCGAUGAGAGAUUGGAUAAAAAAUUUGAUACAAAUGAAAUGGAAUGCUUGUUGGUCAUCGGAUUAUGGUGCACUCAUCCCAACAGCAAGAGUAGGCCAAAAGCCGGACAAGUGAUGAAGGUUCUUCAGCUCGAAGCGCCAUUGCCUGAACUUCCACAUGACAUGCACGAAUAUGAUCAUCAUCUGCCUCAUGAUCAUGUAUGAUUACAGCACGAUUGAAAAUAGUUUUUCUUUUUCUUUUACAUUUUUCAAUGUAUAACCACAAAAUGUUGUAUUUUCAAGCUACUUAGUUCAUGGUUGUAUGAUUUCAAAUCCAAUAAUGUCAGAAUUAUUACCAUCUUCGUUUUCGGAUGCUAGUAUUUUUUGGUAUCCUUUAUGCAUUUGCUCUAACAUUGGAUCCGUGAGAAAGCACGUCAAUACAUCCGCAACCCCGCAGCACAAUGCAGCAGAUCCUUGGUCAUGGUCGGCUUUUGGAUACAUAUCAUUGUUCUU
This is a messenger RNA of Malus domestica (apple), 2409 nucleotides long. RefSeq names its product L-type lectin-domain containing receptor kinase IX.1-like. NCBI's taxonomy places the organism in Eukaryota, Viridiplantae, Streptophyta, Magnoliopsida, Rosales, Rosaceae. Gene Ontology annotation, biological process: protein phosphorylation. Gene Ontology annotation, molecular function: carbohydrate binding; protein kinase activity; ATP binding. Gene Ontology annotation, cellular component: plasma membrane. The record is from RefSeq and is a predicted model, not a curated record.